Molecule: messenger RNA, 3190 nt
Organism: Hypomesus transpacificus
Lineage: Eukaryota; Metazoa; Chordata; Actinopteri; Osmeriformes; Osmeridae
Gene: rab8b
Product: RAB8B, member RAS oncogene family
Exons: 8
Coding region: 121-744 (207 amino acids)
Biological process (GO): cellular response to insulin stimulus; protein secretion; Golgi vesicle fusion to target membrane
Cellular component (GO): plasma membrane; endosome; trans-Golgi network transport vesicle
Molecular function (GO): GTPase activity; GTP binding
Source: RefSeq, a predicted model, not a curated record
UUUCCCUGUUUCCUCUUUACUGUAUGGUUACAGUGUAUCAAAGAGGUGUAGCUAGCUGGACCCAAAGUGUCCAGUUUCGUUAGAGACAGUCAAAUCUAAGGGAUUGAAGCGAAGGAGGAUAUGGCAAAAACAUAUGAUUAUCUUUUUAAACUGUUACUAAUUGGAGACAGUGGAGUUGGAAAGACAUGUCUCCUGUUUCGAUUCAGCGAAGAUGCAUUCAACACUACCUUCAUAUCAACAAUAGGUAUUGACUUCAAAAUCAGGACAAUUGAGUUGGAUGGGAAAAAAAUCAAGCUUCAGAUAUGGGACACAGCUGGCCAGGAGAGGUUCAGGACCAUCACAACAGCCUAUUACAGAGGAGCAAUGGGCAUAAUGCUGGUGUAUGACAUCACCAAUGAGAAGUCAUUCGAGAACAUCAAGAAUUGGAUCCGGAACAUAGAGGAGCAUGCUUCUUCAGAUGUGGAGAGAAUGAUUCUGGGGAACAAAUGUGACAUGAAUGACAAGAGACAGGUGUCCAAAGAGAGAGGAGAGAAGUUGGCAAUUGACUAUGGGAUCAAGUUUUUAGAAACCAGUGCAAAAUCCAGCAUAAAUGUGGAAGAGGCCUUUUUUACCCUCGGCAGAGACAUAAUGACAAGACUCAACAGAAAAAUGAAUGACACAAAUCCUUCAGGAGGGGGUGGACCCGUUAAGAUCACAGAGAACCGGUCUAAGAAGAGCAGCUUCUUUAGGUGUUUGCUACUCUAGUUGCACCACCUCCACAGACUAUCACUGCCUCCACCUGCUCCUCCUCUUUUACACACACACACACACACACACACACAUAUAUACAUGAGCACAUAAACACAAGCUCAGUUGGCCUGGGCAGGGCUGAUCCUGGUUGCUGCUCUUCUGUUGCUGCUGAGAAGCUGAAUGUUUUGCAGCCCCCACACUGUCUCUUAUUGAGAAAAUAUACAACAACAAGUAAAGAAAAGGAAUGCUCAUCAUCAUUUACUCUGUUCCCCCUCCCCAUGUUCAAUCCACCCUUCCAUAGACUUAGCAGUUGUUCCCCUCUCCACCAGACGGCCUGUGUGUGACAUCCUCAAGCUCCUCCUCCAUGUCCCCUUCCACUAUUUUCGAAUGCCCAUUUUGACUACCCAUUUGGGAUACCCAUUCGGACUACCCAUUUGGGAUACCCAUAAAGUUGCUAAAGCUGCCUCCCCUACUUAACUUUUUGCACAGUGCAAUUUUUUUUUAUGGUGAAGAUUGGCCUCAGAGGGUCGGUCAAGUUGCUUUAUAUUUCAUCUGCCUGCCUCUGAAGAGGAAAAUCACAAAUCAUGACUGAAGAAUGCCUGUGGGAAAAAAACUUUGCAGCAUGACUUGAUAGGAAGAAAAAGUCCCUUUUUAAUUGACCAAAGCUGAUUGCAUCUCAUGGUGUUGAACACUGUUUUUGACAUGCAUUGUACAUCUAUCCUUGCAUUGAUAAUUUUUUAACAUCAUUGUGUAGUCCCUGGAUGCGUGGAAUGUUUUAUAGAGAGCGUCCACAUUUCGGAGGGAAUUGGUGUGGGGCAGAAACUGAUUUUUUACCACUUCUGACAAUAUAGUGAGGGUUAAAAGAGGUUAUUUUGCACUUUGACUAAGGUUUCACGUCGUUCUGACUGUAGGAUCAUUAUUGCUACCUUUUCCCCUCAAUCACUGCACUGUAUUAGGACAGGCUCUAUAUUACACUGUAGAACAAAUAUGUUUAUUUCCAUAAUGUGCAAUACUACAUAGAAAGUCUUCCCUGGCCACAGCCCUCUGUAUUGAAGACUGAUUAGACUGUAAAUCUUUGACCAAAGCCAAUGUCUAUUAAACACCUGUGAUUUCAGAGUUUGACGUAGCGAUAUCCAAUACUUAAGUGUCUUUAAAAGCCUUGAAUGUUUUUGUGUUGGAUCUUCAGCAUUCCAUUCACUGAAAAUGGCCUUGCUAAAAGGGUUGAGUACUGUUUUUGAGUCAACAGUCCUGAAACAAAAAACAAUAACUUUUGUAGCAGAUAUUGAAGGAGCAACGUAUGUAAUCCUCUGUAGUGAACUGUUAUGUGUUUAAUGCAACAUUUAUUAUCUUAACUAUGGUCUUAUAUUUUUUUUUUGUAUUCUGUAAAACAUUGGACUCACAUGUUACUCUUAAAGUAUUGUGAACCAUAGGAAAACCACUUAAUGCAUGCUUAUAUUUGCGCAUUGAUUGCAGAAAUAAGUUGGUGAGAUUUUUAUACUUUUCCUAUUAUGAUAGUAUUUGAUCACUCUUAAAAAAAAAAUAUUCUAUUCCUUUUAAAAAUUAGUGUUAAACAAUUGUUUACAAAACCACUGCAGCAGUAUUACGUUAUCUUUGUGCUGUGUGUAUGUCAGUGUGUAUGUUGUGUCUGAUACAAGGUGCUUUUUACAAAUGCAGAUUACGUGUCCAUUGCUAGUUAUCAAGGAUAGUUAAUGGUUAUGUGUAGAUCACCCCUUAAUGUCAAGAUUGUAUUGACAUAAGAAAGCACUCAUUUAAUUUUUUAACAUACAAUCACAUUUAUGUGACUUAAAGUUCAUGAUUGUAAUUAUUCUAUCAUGUAAAACCUUUUUCAAAACUUUCUGAAGUUUUCUUUUAAAAUGAUGACUAUUCAUACUGCUAUCAGUCAUCAUUCCCUUUUUUAUCAUACAUGUGCCUCAGAGUUGUACUGAGGAUUUUAAUAUCCUACGUUUUACAGAUUUAGAUAUAAUAGAUUCAAGUUCAAAUCAGUGGAUUGUCUUACAGUUGGAAAAAUACUGUCAAGUUAUUUCUACACAUUUUCAGAUUGUGUGUUUUGACACUGCUGAAAUGUUUUAUUGAAGGAUAUUUGAAAGCUUGAGUUACAUGGACCUAUGUGUUUAUUAUCAUUAGACCUGUUCUCGUCAUGCAGUGAUAAAAAACAAACAUUUAUCAUUUCGGGACCAUGAAAUAACAUUUGCAAAUGAAAAACACAUACAGAAAUAUGAAGAAUUUCUAGAACAGUGUAACAAUGAAAGUUAAUCAGUGCUUUGAUACCCUUACAGUCAAAUCUGAAAGACACAUUCAAGCUAGCUCAUUCCUCAUCUGCAUACUUGUACGGAGCUUUUAACUUGUCUUCCUUGACCAUUUGCCCACUCUGUAACAUAUCAAUCUAAUUGCAGUGUGAACUGACAUUGUAUAAAGAAUAAAUAACUUUGUUUUUAUUCAU